AGAGUCACUCAGUGUAUAAAAACAGUUCAGCCAAUUCACAUUUUCACCACAAACGAUUAGUAAUUAGUUUGACUAAAGUAGUGCAUUUUCUACGUUAAAAAGUAUCAAUUUUGGUAUCCAGGAAAUUUUAAAGUUAUAUCUUUUCGUUGCUAGUUACAACAAGUUAAAAUGUUGACAGGUCACGUAAAUUUUGUUGCAUUGGUUUUAUAUGGAAUUCUUGCUUUGAGCAUAAAUAAGCCUAUUACAGCAAUUGAGCUGACAUCUCGGCCACCAUAUAAUGACUACGCAAAAAUGGCACGCUAUUUGGUUCAUAAAUCAAAUUGGACAUCGAUGGGUACCAUAUCGAGUCUAUCGACAAUUCAUGGUUUUCCAAUGGUAAAUGUUAUAUCGAUUGCGGACAGUGCGAAUGGGGCACCUUCAACGGGACGCAUUUAUUUAUUGCUCACCGACUUGGAUUUCACUGGACAAGAUUUGGCACACAAUAACAAAUUAACGGCUAUGUUCACGGAAGAUCAAGAUUUAGCGUGCACUUUAAACAAUACAGAUACUAUGGAACCAACUUGUGGUCGCGUUAUUUUUACCGGUAAAAUACAACGAUUGACACCGGGAACACAACAAUACAAUGAAGCUGAAGCAUUUUACACUGAUCGUCAUCCAGCAUCAUUGCAUUGGCGAAAAACGCAUUCAUUUUAUUUUUGCACACUAAACAUCGAGCAUAUAGCCGUCUUGGAUUUCUAUGGUGGUGCGCAUUAUGUUUCAAUAGAUGAUUACUACAACGCGAAUUAUGAUGCGGAAGGUCGCAUUAAGGAUAUUAAGACUAUAGAGCCAUCAGUUAUUGUACCAAAGCAAUUAUAAAUCGUGAAGCAUCAUGUCAGUAUAUUGCAUUCAGCAUUUCAUAAAUUUAAUCAAAAAAUUGAAGUCAAGUUUUUUCGAUCUUGAUCAAUCUGAAUAACCUUCCUAAAUGCAUCUUUACUGCAAAUUUAAAAAUCUGUCUGAAUUUACGACAAAUAAAAUCAACAAACAUCUUUACCAAAAAA
Molecule: messenger RNA, 1037 nt
Organism: Contarinia nasturtii (swede midge)
Lineage: Eukaryota; Metazoa; Arthropoda; Insecta; Diptera; Cecidomyiidae
Product: protein CREG1-like
Exons: 3
Coding region: 169-855 (228 amino acids)
Source: RefSeq, a predicted model, not a curated record